Molecule: messenger RNA, 6759 nt
Organism: Octodon degus (degu)
Lineage: Eukaryota; Metazoa; Chordata; Mammalia; Rodentia; Octodontidae
Gene: Sned1
Product: sushi, nidogen and EGF like domains 1
Biological process (GO): cell-matrix adhesion; heterophilic cell-cell adhesion; establishment or maintenance of epithelial cell apical/basal polarity
Cellular component (GO): plasma membrane; protein-containing complex
Molecular function (GO): protein binding; calcium ion binding
Source: RefSeq, a predicted model, not a curated record
CCUGCGCCCGCGGACUGCGCGGAGCGCGCUCACGAUGCGGCCCUGCGCCGCCUGGACGCUGCUGCUGGCCGUGGCGCUGGGGCUCGGGGCGCAAGGGGCUCUCGGCGCGGUGUCACUGGCCGACUUCUACCCGUUUGGCACGGCGCGCGGCGACGCCGUGACCCCGAAGCAGGACGACGGCGGCUCGGGGCUGCAGCCUCUCUCCGUGCCCUUCCCUUUCUUCGGUGCUGAGCACUCCGGCCUCUACGUGAACAAUAACGGGAUCAUCUCCUUCCUGAAGGAGGUCUCUCAGUUCACACCCGUGGCCUUCCCCAUCGCCAAGGACCGCUGCGUGGUGGCGGCCUUCUGGGCGGAUGUGGACAACCGGCGCGCAGGUGACGUGUACUACCGGGAGGCCACCGACCUGGCCACACUGCAUAGAGCCACCACAGACAUCAGACGCUACUUCCCCGAGCUCCCGGACUUCUCAGCCACUUGGGUUUUCAUCGCUACAUGGUACCAAGUGACCUUCUUUGGAGGCAGCUCCUCCUCCCCAGUCAACACAUUCCAAACCAUACUUAUCACCGACGGCAAGAUCUCCUUCACCAUCUUCAACUAUGAGUCCAUCACCUGGACCACGGGCACACAUGCCAGCAGUGGGGGUGAUGCCACCGGCCUGGGGGGUAUCGCGGCCCAGGCAGGCUUUAAUGCAGGCGACGGGCGACGCUACUUCAAUAUUCCUGGCUCACGCACAGCUGAUAUGGCCGAGGUGGAGGCCACCACCAACGUGGGCGUGCCCGGGCGCUGGGCGUUCAGAAUCGAUGAUGCCCAGGUGCGCGUGGGGGGCUGCGGCCAUACAACCUCCGUGUGCCUGGCCCUGCGCCCCUGCCUCAAUGGUGGCAAGUGCAUCGAUGACUGUGUCACUGGCAACCCCUCCUACACCUGCUCCUGCCUCGCAGGCUUCACAGGGCGGAGGUGCCAGUUGGACAUGAACGAGUGCGCUUCACACCCGUGUCAGAAUGGUGGGACCUGCACUCACGGUGUUAACAGCUUCCGCUGCGAGUGCCCAGCCGGCUUUAGGGGCCCCACCUGUGAGUCAGCCCAGUCCCUGUGUGAUGACAAACAGUGUCAGAAUGGCGGCCAGUGUCAGGGCAAGAGCGGCUCUGCAGUGUGCGUGUGCCAGCCUGGGUACACAGGGGCCUCCUGUGAGACAGAUGUGGACGAGUGCCGCUCGGACCCAUGCCUAAAUGGAGGGGCCUGCGUGGACCUGGCAGGCAACUACAGCUGCGUGUGUGCGGAACCCUUUGCUGGACCUCACUGUGAGACAGGAAGCCACCCAGUGCCUGAUGCCUGCUUCUCAGCACCUUGUCAGAAUGGGGGCACAUGUGUGGAUGCAGACCAGGGCUACGUGUGCGAGUGCCCGGAAGGCUUCAUGGGCCUGGACUGCAGGGAGAGAACCCACAAUGACUGUGAAUGCCGCAAUGGAGGCAGGUGCCUGGGCACCAACACUACCCUCUGCCAGUGCCCACCAGGCUUCUUUGGGCUGCUCUGUGAAUUUGAAGUCACAGCCACACCUUGCAACAUGAAUACCCAGUGCCCAGAUGGGGGCUACUGCAUGGAGUAUGGUGGGAGCUACCUCUGCGUCUGCCACACGGAUCACAACAUCAGCCACUCUCUGCCAUCCCCCUGCGAUUCAGACCCUUGCUUCAACGGAGGCUCCUGCAACGCCCACGAUGACUCGUACACGUGCGACUGCCCGCGCGGGUUCCAGGGCCGGCACUGCGAGAAAGCCCGGCCACACCUGUGCAGCUCUGGGCCCUGCCGGAAUGGGGGCACGUGCAAGGAGUCAGGCGGCGAGUACCACUGCAGCUGCCCCUACCUCUUCACCGGGAGGCACUGUGAGAUCGGGAAACCGGACUCAUGCGCCUCAGGCCCCUGUCACAACGGUGGCACCUGUUUCCACUACAUUGGCAAAUACAAGUGUGACUGUCCCCUAGGCUUCUCUGGGCGGCACUGUGAGAUCGUCCCAUCCCCCUGCUUCCGGAGCCCGUGUUUGAAUGGAGGCACCUGUGAGGAUCUGGGCACAGAGUUCUCCUGUCACUGCCCACCAGGGUACACAGGCCGCUGGUGCCAGGCAGAGGUGGACUGUGGCCCGCCCGAGGAGGUGAAACACGCCUCAGUGCGCUUCAACGGGACUCGCAUGGGCUCUGUGGCCCUGUACGUGUGUGACCGUGGCUACAGCCUGGAUGCCCCUAGCCACUUCCGUGUCUGCCAGCCGCAGGGUGUCUGGAGCCAGCCUCCUCAGUGUCUCGAAGUGGACAAGUGCCAGUCUCAGCCCUGCCUGAAUGGGGGCUCCUGCCAGAGUCACACUGCUGGGUACCAGUGUCUCUGCAGCGCAGGGUAUGAGGGAGCCCACUGCGAGCUGGAGGUGGAUUCUUGUGACUCCAGCCCCUGCCUGCAUGGAGGCCGCUGUGAGGAUGGUGGCGGGGCCUACCUGUGUGUCUGCCCAGAGGGCUUCUUCGGCUAUCACUGUGAGACAGUGAGUGACCCCUGCUUCUCUAGCCCCUGUGGGGGCCGAGGCUACUGCCUAGCCAGCAAUGGGUCCCACAGCUGCACCUGCAAGGUGGGCUACACAGGCAAGGACUGCAGCACAGAGCUCCUCCCACCAACGGCCCUCAGGGUGGACAGAGUGGAGGAGAGUGGGCUCUCCAUCUCCUGGAGCGCUCCCAGCAGCCCCGCCGCGAGGCAGGUGCUGGAUGGCUAUGCAGUCACUUACGUCUCUUCUGAUGGCUCCUACCGCCGCACGGACUUUGUGGACAGGAGCCGCGCCUCACACCAGCUGCGGGCCCUGGCACCUGGCCGGUCCUACAACAUCUCCAUCUUCUCGGUCAAGCGCAACACCAACAACAAGAACGACAUCAGUCGUCCCGCAGCACUGCUUAGCCACACACGACCCCGCCCUGUGGAGGACUUCGAGGUCACCAAUGUGACAGCCAACACCAUCUCAGUACGCUGGGCUCUGCACAGGAUCCACCACGCCACUGUCAGCAGGGUACGUGUGUCUAUCCUCCACCCAGAGGCUCCCGAGGCCCAGGCCACCGAUGUGGACAGGAGCAUGGACCAGUUCACGUUUGGGACUCUGCUGCCAGGAAGGAGAUUCACCAUGUGGGUGACCACCCUCAGUGGGCCUGGGGGAGCAGAGCAUUCUUCUGAGAGCCGGGCCUCAGCACUGCUGCACGUGUGGACCCGGCCCCUACCACCAGCAAACCUGACUGCCUCCCGUGUCACAGCCACCUCUGCCCACAUGGUCUGGGAUGCCCCCACACCAGGAGUGUCGCUGGAGGCUUAUGUCAUCAAUGUGACCACCAGCCACAGCACCAAGAGCCGCUAUGUCCCCAACGGCAAGCUGGUGUCCUACACAGUGCGUGAUCUGCUGCCUGGGCGGCGGUACCAGCUCUCAGUGACAGCUGUGCAGGGCACAGAGCAGGGCCCACUGCACAGUGAGCCCGCACACCUCUACAUCAUCACAUCCCCCAGGGACGGCAGUGACAGACGCUGGCACCAAGGAGGACACCAUCCCCGGGUGCUCAGGAACAGACCAGCCCCUGUGCGCCUGCCAGAGCUGCACCUGCUCAAUGACCACAGUCUCCCUGAGGCACCAACCCAACCACCUAGGUUCUUGGAGCUUGUGGACGGAAGGGGACAUGUGAGCGCCAGGUUUAGUGGUCCACCCCGCAAACUGGUCACCUCAAGAUCACAACCCACCAGCCUGGUGCCACUUGAGAACACAGAGGAGGCCCCUGCACAGGCACAGCUGGCCCUGCAGCUCCCUGAGCACAGCAACAAGGACAUGGAACGUGCACAGGGAAGCUGCUCAGAAGAUGCCUGUCACAACGGAGGCACCUGUGUGCCUGGCAUAAACACCUACAGCUGUGACUGUGGGCCAGGGUUCAAAGGCAGGCGCUGUGAGCUCGCCUGUGAAAAGGUGCCUCGCCCCUGCACAAGGCUGUUCUCGGAAACAAAGUCCUUUCCAGUCUGGGAGGGAGGCGUCUGCCACCACGUGUAUAAAAGGGUCUACAAAGUUCACCAAGAUGUCUGCUUCAAAGAGCGCUGUGAAAGCACAAGCCUCAAAACCCCAAACAGGAAACAAAGUGACAGUCAAACACUGAAGAAACCUUAAGGUACAUUACCCUGCUAACCUGAGAGCUGUCGGCAGAGGGAAGGGGGACACCUGCUCUAGGCCAAGCACCGCAGCUCCUCUUGGCAUUGUCACAGGAAGCAAGUGGGCCCUGCUGUUACAACCUCGAUCGCAGGCUGUGGAAUCCCACCCAUGCCUCCCAGCAGGCAUAACCUGAUCAGCUUCAGACACAGUUGUCUUCAGGUAGAAAUAAGCCCCCCUCUCUCCAGGGAAGGAGAGCAGCUGGAGGGGCCCUGGAGGAUGGAGACCCCCUCCCCAAAGAACAGCUGGGCCCCAGAGAGAAACCAGAGUAGGUGGUGGGAGGGUAAGGAAGGCCAAGAGCCCCACGGUACCAGAAGAGCAUCCUACUGUGAAUGGCAUUCUACUGAAAGGACAAUGGGAUGGGGCUUGGUCAUGGGAUAUGUGGGAGGUCCUGAAGGCAGCGGACACUGGUAUUCCUCACAUCAUCUACUCUGAAAUCAAAGAAACACCACCUUUGUUGGAUCCAGCAUCCCAAACUCCUCUGCACAGGCUCACCUCCCUGCACAAGCUCGGGUGAUUCCUAAAGAGCAUUGUUAUCCACAACUGAUUGGAAAAUACUGUGUGGGGCCACAGAAACCCACCUGCAGCCUGCAGCCCACUCCACAUUGACGUUUUCAGCCACACAGUGUCACUGGGAUGAAAACCUGGUGGCCUCUAGCAGCUGCCUGCACCACCCGUGGACAAGCUGGCCUUGGAGGGCGGGAGUCUCCUCUGUCAGGAGCCACCUCAGGGGUGGUCUCCCUUCUCUCCCACAGCUGAGGAGAAGAGGAAAUAAUAGGCAGAGGGCACAAACCAGCCAGAACCAUGGGGGCUCCUGGGAUGGUCUCACACCAAUGAGGGCUCCACAUCAAUGGGGCACACUGGGUACAGCUCCACAGAACAAGCUCUCAGAGGAAGACCAGAAUCCUAGCCUCUGCCAGCUUCCAGAAUCUAGAAGGGCAGGAUGCACAGGGUGGACAGAAUGCUACGGGACAACAUGUGACACAGCCAGGCCGGUUCAGGGUAAAGUCUGUCGUGAGCAGUUGCCAACCCUCAGCUCCUGUUCUCUCCCCUCUCAUUGCAGUCUCUAAAGACACACAAAGUACUCCAAGGUGUGCAAGUGAUUGAGUCCUGGUAGGGACCAAGAUUUCACAAACAUCCUCAGGGCUUGAAAUACUUCAUGGCAAAGCACCCAGAAUAUUAAUGUGUAUCUUUUAAGACCUCACCUAGUAAAUGUUUCUAUAAAAACUAUGCAAACCAAUCAAUUAUCAAAUACUGAUUUAUAGAACUUUUAUUUUGAAACAAUGAGCAAACAAUAAAGAGGAAAAAAUACAUCUACCCAGACACCAAUCCAAGAAUGCAAAAAUUCUUUUUAAUCCAGAGCAGCCUCGCAGCACCACCAAGGGAAGAGGUAGAGGAAAGCAGCCUCUGGAUUUCAGUGGAUGCCUCCAGGCUGAGCACAGGCAGCCCCAAAGUCAGGGUGUCUGGGCCUUCAGCCCCUGCCUGUCUACACAGCCAGGUUGGAAUUCUUUCACUGGGAGAUCAUGGCUUCUUCAGGGGACAGUGCCUGCACCCUCCAGAAAAGGCAGAUGUAGACAGGAGGCAGUGUGCUGUCCCCCCCCUCACACCUCACUUUGUUUUUCCUUCCAAGGAUUUGGAAUGUGCCUGUCAGUGUCUACCCACCUCAAAGUUACUAAAACCUGGAAAGAUGAGGUCUGACAACCGGACCAUUAAGAGUCCCUGAGAGCAAUGUUCUGGCUGGAGCCAGCCCCUUCUGUGACCUCCGGAAGAGACUACUACCACAUACACACACACCGGCAUAGCGAGGGGCUCCCACAGGACCAGCCACCCGUAAGGCUCUGAAGCCCCUCAACCUACACUAGGGUGCGGUUUCCGGGAGGUCUGUGCCCGAGUGGGGAGGGAUGCAGUGCACAGAGCGAAGCAGCGCCUCUGUGGAAGGGCUUCUGCAGCACGCAGAUUCAUUUCACAGAAGCCUCCCUCGAGCCUUAGCACAUGGAGGAGACCAGACAGACCUCUGCCAGCUUCCAAAACCCAGAAGGGCAGGAUGCACAGGGUGGACACAGGGAGGUUGCUCCAUCCUCUGGUUCAUGCUGUCUGGACUAGUGUGACAGAAAAAGAUGAAAUGCUUGCCAUUAUUAACAUGGAGCGAAGACAGCUUUAAUCUGUACAUGGGGGGAACUUUUUCUAUCAAGUUCCAGGUGCUCUUUGGGUUUUGCAGGCCACUGUGGCACUAACUCAGCCAGCCAUUGCACAGACAGCCACAGAGGUACAACUGGAUGGGCAGGCUGUUCCAAUACAACUUCCUUCACAGAAGCAGGGUAAUCAGACUGGCCCACGAUCGAUGCUCACUGAGGCUGCAGACAGAGAGGUCAUGCCCCGGACCUGUGCACAUUUAUAAAAAUGCUAUCCAGACCCUUGCUCAGAAAGCCUGGCCACACCCAAAGGUUUCAUUCAUUUAUAAAAAUAUUCUUUAAAGUUGUAUUUUAGGUCAUCUAUUUUUAUUAAACUUUACAUGCACAUGUCUAUUAUGCAGUCUGUCGUUUCCAGAUGAGGAACAGCCA